Molecule: messenger RNA, 919 nt
Organism: Rhagoletis pomonella (apple maggot)
Lineage: Eukaryota; Metazoa; Arthropoda; Insecta; Diptera; Tephritidae
Product: acetyl-CoA acetyltransferase-like
Exons: 6
Coding region: 131-919 (262 amino acids)
Biological process (GO): fatty acid beta-oxidation
Molecular function (GO): acetyl-CoA C-acetyltransferase activity
Source: RefSeq, a predicted model, not a curated record
AAUCUCAUUACUAUCGUGCAAGCACUCUCUAAAUCAAGCGCUUUAGCUUGGCACUUUAGUAUAUAAUCAAGUGCCUUUAGUAGUUUUAAUAAUUUAUAUUCAUUACAAAUCUGAAUGAGUACUUAGUAACAUGGUGAACACGGGAGAUGUUUAUAUUGUAUCCGCUGCGCGCACAGCCAUUGGUAGCUUCAAUGGAUCACUUUCUAAAUUGAAAGCUUCCGAGCUUGGUAGUAUAGUUAUUAAAGAAGUAUUGAAGCGAAGCAAAAUAAAAAAUAGUGAUGUGGACGAAAUUAUUAUUGGUCAAAGCCUUACAGCUGGUCAGGGCCAAAACCCCGCAAGGCAAGCGGCGCUGCAAGCAGGACUUCCCAUUACUGUUCCCGCAUACAAUAUAAAUAUGCUUUGUGGUUCUGGUUUGAAAACUGUGGCCUUAGGUUACCAAUCUAUACGCGCUGGAGAUUCUAAAAUUGUAAUUUGUGGCGGCCAAGAGAGCAUGUCUAUGGCACCACACGUUAUUCAUUUACGAAAUGGUAUCAAAAUGGGUGCUGGUACAAUGUUAGAUACAAUGUUACAUGAUGGUCUAACCGAUGCUAUGCAUAACAUUCAUAUGGGUGUUACAGCCGAAAACUUAGUAAAACAGUAUAAUCUUACGCGGAGUGAACAAGAUGAAUAUGCAGUUCGUUCACAAAACUUAGCUGAAAAUGCUCAGAAAAAUGGUUUCUUCGAAAAGGAAAUAGUACCUGUUGAAAUGAAAACGCGUACUGGAACACAAAUUUUUGAUAAGGAUGAGUAUAUUAAAACUGGUACCACAAUGGAAUUAUUGAAAAAAUUAAAGCCUGGUAUCGGAGUUAUUCAUAAUUUGUGUUCAAAAAGUAGCGUUUUACAACAAGUGCAGCCGCUGCAAGUAAGUUUUGCAUGCUAG